This is a messenger RNA of Dichotomopilus funicola, 1017 nucleotides long. RefSeq lists its product as uncharacterized. The transcript has a single exon. The record is from RefSeq and is a predicted model, not a curated record. Lineage: Eukaryota; Fungi; Ascomycota; Sordariomycetes; Sordariales; Chaetomiaceae. The coding region runs from base 1 to 1017 and encodes 338 amino acids.
AUGCGCGACACCAUCCUCGCCUCGCUUUUCCUGGCCUCGGCCACCCUCACAUCCGCCAGCCGUCUAGAAUGCCUGCACACUCGCAGCCUCGAGCUCGCCUCGUACGCCGCGUGCGGUGACGAGGGCUCGCUGAACUACUGCUUCUCACACCUGCCCCUGACCACGCAAUCAGACUCCCUAUCGGGCGAGCUUGAGCGCUGCUUCGUCUCGGCCGGCUGCACCGUCGACGAGUCGCGGAUCGAAGCCGUCCAGGUGUUCCAGCGCUGCGACACCACCAGCGCUGUCCCGGCCGACCUGCGCCGCGGCCGUCGCCAGUUCGGCUCGGAGGAUAGCAGCGACAAUGGCAGCGACCAGCCCGACAAAGGGGCCAAGGAGCCAUUCCACGCCCUUCUUGCCCGUGUUACCGCUGCCAUGCAGCUGCCGCGCGAGACCCCCGGCGUGGUCAGCCUUGCGGCCCGACAAGACACGGCCACGACCACCGGCAGGCCGGCCUCGCCGUCCCCGUGCUUCACCGAUACCACCACCGAAUUCACCUCGUGCCCGACCCAAUCCACCGGCACCGACGCCGGCAAGAAGCUCUCCUGCUUCCUCGCCGUCAUGGCCACUCCCAGGUGCCGCGACGGCGUCAUCUGCAAGUCCGACGCGCAAGGCAACCCAUCCUGCAUGUGGAAGAACUCCUCCCUCGGCCUCGACGGCAUCAUUAUCUCGGCCAUCUUCGCCGGCGCCAUUGCGGUUUCCAUCAUCGCCAUCUGCUUCAUGUGCUGCCGCGAGCGCAGCGAACACCGCCGCAUCGAGCGCGCUGCCGAAGCCGCCCGUAUUGCCAAGGAGGCUAAGACCCAGGCCACCGUGGCCGGGAAGCGCGCCGGACAGAGCGUCACGGGUGGCGUGUCUGGGCCGGCUGUCGAGGGCCAGCCGUUGAUGUCGCAGGGUGUGCCGCACGGUGGUCCGCCCUCACCGGGACUGCAGGGCGGGAACCCGUUUAGCGAUGGUGGCCAUGAUGGUCACCCGAUGAGGUGA